CCAUAAGCCCAAAUCCAUUGCUACCCGCACCCCCAUCCAUUGCUACGCACACCCCCAUCCACGUAAUUUUCAGAUUCACAAAACAAUCUCUCCAAAGAUUGCGUUCUUUCAACCUUCCUCAUCGCCGUCGAGUUCCGCCGUCGAGUUCAUUCGCAAAACCACAACUCUUCUCCUUUCGCAAAAUCAACGCGCCAGACAAAACAAUUCUCGCAAACCAUACCAUCUUCAUCCUCACCGGAAACCCAAAACCUCCUCAUCUUCACCUUUCUGCUCAGAAAUCGCACUCUCUCCUCUUCACCUUCGCUUCCGAGUUCACCGUCGAGUUAGUGUGUUUCUUCUUCAACAUCAUCAUUCAUCGUAUUUCAACAUUCAACCUUCAUCAUUCAACACUCGCCGUCGCGUUAACAUCAUCAUUCAACACUCAUCGUCGUUCAUCAUUUCACCAGUUCUUUAACAUCUUCAACACUGAUCGUCUUUCAUCACAGUUAAUCAACAAUGGUUAAAAGGAAACAGAUCAUGACACCAGCACUCAUUGGUAAUCCAGGAAGUCACUAUGUGUGCUUUAUUGUUAAUUUCAAAAGCUGCACAUUCCAGUUCUUGAAUAGCAUUAAUGGAGAGAGGCUCCUUGUGAAGUCAGGAGAACCAACCACUUACAAGAAGAUGUUUGAUGUCUGGUUUAAGGAAGUCGAGGCAUUUGUCGUAGAAUUGUAUAAGCAUUGGAAACUGGCAAUUCCUUUCGACUUCAGCAAAUUUAAGUGGGAAACUCCCAAAAUGCCAAGUCAACCAGACAAAGACAAUUGUGGAGUUUUCUGCAUGAAGUUCCUAGCUGAAUGGGAAGGUGACAGUAAGACCUCAAUGGACUCUUUCAAAAAUUGGAACAAACUCAAAAAGCAAGACAAAGUGGCAAAGCUAAUGGAUUUGAGGAUUGAAAUAUGCUCCACACUUUUAACUCACAGCAGCAAUUCAAAAGUGGAAUAUGUGGUAAACCAAGCAGCUUCUUACUAUGAAGAAAUGGCUCAAAAGUUGCAACAUGAUGUCUAUGUUCUGACUAGGAUGAAACUUUUUUAUGUAUUCAUUGUUCAUUCUCUGACAUGUGAGUUGGUGUAUGAAGAAUUGGUGGUUCAUGUCUUAAUUCCCAAUUUGGUGGAGAAGGCAUAUUUCUUAUUUAUUAUGAGUUAUGUCAUUUUGAUAUUAUUGAGCAUGACUAUUAUACACCAAAAAGGAAGAAUCUGACUUUCACAUUGUUGAAAA
This is a messenger RNA of Trifolium pratense (red clover), 1251 nucleotides long. RefSeq lists its product as uncharacterized. The transcript has 2 exons. Gene Ontology annotation, molecular function: cysteine-type peptidase activity. Gene Ontology annotation, biological process: proteolysis. Lineage: Eukaryota; Viridiplantae; Streptophyta; Magnoliopsida; Fabales; Fabaceae. Bases 496 to 1233 code for a protein of 245 amino acids. The record is from RefSeq and is a predicted model, not a curated record.